CUGCUCUACAACAACGUUGCGACCACAUCAACAACCAAGCAGAUGGGGUGGAGCCGAACUUGAGUGGUUACUCAACAUAGAAGAAGUACUCGCUAGACUUGGUUUCAUCCAAUAUCCACUUAAUACUUUGCAAUCAACUCUCUUAUUUAGGAGAUUAGCGACAACUACACAACGGUGAUUAGGUCGUAUUUAACUACUUCAAAGUAGCGACGUAAUAUAACAAACUUACUACAACCUCCCUUAUUUUUCAACAAAAUGGUGACUGUGGUGAACAGCAAAGCUGAUGUGCUCAAGGCCACACAGGCCUUGGCGGUGAACUGUAAUGCUGCCAAAAGUCUGCAGGAUAUCAUGAAGUCCAACCUCGGACCUCGAGGAACCCUGAAGAUGCUUGUCGGUGGCGCUGGACAGAUUAAGAUCACGAAGGUAUUUCCACUCAAGUUUCUGAGGCUUGUUCGUUCAAUGAUCGACAAAGAUUUUGAGAUUUUGAUUACCAUUAUGAUCAUCAUUCUUCAUUACCCACUCUUUCACAACAGGACGGCUGCGCUCUCCUGAAUGAGAUGCAGAUUCAGCAUCCAACGGCCUGUAUGAUCGCCCGUGCCGCCACUGCACAGGAUGAGAUGACAGGAGAUGGAACGACUUCCAACGUCCUUUUCACCGGUGAACUGAUGAAAUUGUCAGAGCAGUAUUUGAGCGAGGGUCUCCAUCCGCGUAUGAUUGUUGAGGGUUUUGACUUGGCACGUACCGAAGUGUUGUCGUUUCUGGACAAAUUUAAGACGCCGCUGCAGGGUGUGGAUAAGGAAGUUUUGACGCAUAUUGCCAGGACGAGUUUGAAGACGAAAGUGCCGGAGGUAUUUUUUAGAUCACUCUUUUGAUGAUAACACAUAUAAGCACAGCUUGAGAAGUAACACCACAAUCAUCUCUCAAAUAGCAACUAAUCAUCUCAGAGAUAGUCCUCCAAUAAUCUCUCAAAUAUGCCUCCACCACCCUCUCGCAGGACAUCGCCGAGCGUUUAGUCGACAUCUGCGUCGAGUCUGUCUGCUGCGUUGACCGCCGUCACGUCAGUGAAGAGCCCAUCGAUCUCCAUAUGAUCGAGAUUCUUACUAUGAAGCACAAACUUGUUAGCGAAACGCGUUUAGUUCGUGGUAUGGUUUUGGAUCACGGCAGCCGUCACCCCGAUAUGCCUGUGCGAUUGGAGAACUGUUACAUCCUGACAUGCAAUGUGUCCUUCGAAUACGAGAAGACGGAGGUACAACUAAAGAUUUUGCUGACGAGUUUUUGUUUGGAUCUCGCCGCGACCAAUAUUUGUUCACACGACCUUCUUUAAGACUUAUAGCCCUAACCCUCGUGGUCCACUGAUGUACAUGGAUACUCAACAUCACUCACAACAUCACUCACAACAUCACUCACAACAUCACUCACAACAUCACUCACAACAUCACUCACAACAUCACUCACAACAUCACUCACAACAUCACUCACAACAUCACUCACAACAUCACUCACAACAUCACUCACAACAUCACUCACAACAUCACUCACAACAUCAUUUAUCACCUUUUCCCAGGUCAACAGCGGUUUCUUCUACAACAGUGCCGACCAACGCGACAAGCUUGUUGAGAGUGAGCGCACUUUCACCGAUGAAAAGGUGAAAAAGGUUAUCGAACUAAAGCGCAAAGUCUGUGACGAGAACCCUAGCAGUCCUCCGAAAAGUUUCGUGAUUAUCAACCAGAAGGGAAUCGACGGACCCAGUCUAGAAUCCUUCGCCCGUGAAGGAAUUAUCGCUUUGCGAAGAGCCAAGAGGAGGAAUAUGGAACGGUAAUUAGUACGUAGUUUUGUGUUUUUAUUGUCGAUAGGGUUGAAGUUGAUGCUCUUGAACUUCUACUUGUAGCCUGAUCCUCGCGUGCGGUGGUAACGCUGUUAAUUUUUUGUCAAAUUCCUCCUCUCACUCUCAAAAUUGCUACAACCCUUUCAUUCUCCCUACAAAAUCAAAAAAACAGUCUGAUCCUCGCGUGCGGUGGUAACGCUGUGAACAGCGUUGAAGAUUUAGAUGAGAGCGACUUGGGUUACGCAGGUGUGGUCUACGAGCACCAGAUCGAAGACGACAAGUUCACUUUCGUCGAAAAGCCGAAAAACCCGCAUUCAUGUUUAUGUUUUGGAAUUUUGGUUGGAUUCAUUGGUGGUAAGUCGCUUUCAGCACGUGUAUGUAGUCUUUCGACCUAGUCCCUUCCACGCAGAACUCCUCUUGGUCUUGCGUGCACCCUCUAUUUGUUCGUGGUUCUUCUCUCCAAAAGCUAACAGCUAUUCACACGCCUGUCUAUCUAGACUUCGCUUUUCUUGCAUAUGAUUAUAGCGUCAUCCCAACAACGAAGUGUCCGCUCUCCCCUUCUAAUCGCUACCGUCCUCGUGACCGGACCGAACGAGCACACUUUGCAUCAGAUGAAGGAUGCGUUGAGGGAUGGGUUGAAGUCCAUAGUCAAUGCGCUUGAAGACGAGGCCGUGAUACCUGGUGCUGGCGCUUUUGAAGUCGCUGCCCACGCGCACCUGGAGGAAUAUAAGAAAACAGUCUCUGGAAAGGCGCGACUGGGAGUCGAGAUUUUUGCCAAGAGCUUGCUGAUUAUCCCGAAGAUUCUGAUUGAGAACUCAGGUAAUGAGAUAAAGAUUUUUUUUGCUCUAUUUAAUCACAAAUCAUUCUUCUACGUCUACUGCAUCUUCAUUCUGUUCAAGACAUUUUAUAAACAGUAGAUCAAUUCCUGUUACCACCUAAAAAAUACACACUUACUUACCCCAAAGAAGCUACCAGCAAGCAGAAUUCCUGUUACCUAAAAAAUACACACUUACAUACCCCAAAGAAGCUAGGAACAACCACUCCUAACCCUAGGUCUCGACGUGCAAGAAAAGCUGCUUAACCUCCUCGCCGCGCAGGAUCAGAGUGGCGGAGAGGUCCCGGUCGGCAUUGACGUUACCAACGGCGACGUUUUGUCACCCAAGGAUGAGGGUAUCUGGGACAACUAUCGCGUCAAAAAGCAGAUGUUCAACUUGGCACCAGUGUUGGCGCAACAGCUGUUGUUGGUCGAUGAGAUCAUCCGUGCAGGUGUGCAGAUGAAGAAGGCAGGAAGGGAUGCGAUCUAAGGAAAUUAGAGGGAAGAGGAAGUAGACGGAAGAGGAAGACGGAUGAUGGAAGCGGAGAGGUGUAGACCACAGGGAAAUGGAUCUGGAUCUUCCAGACAGCAUGUCCAGAAGAUAAGAGGUAGUGGACAUCAGCAUAGAGCAGGAGGUAUAGACCACAGGGAGCGAUCUUCUAGAGGAGGAGGAGGUAGUUGGCGAUCUUCUAGAGGAGGAGCAGGUAGCUUCCUUGAUGGGAACGAAGACAAGAUGUUCCGAAACACUAGGAGAGACACUUUGGAGUCCUAGAAUGGUGGUCUAGCAUUGUGCUUACACUUUGAGAUCUGUGGAACAGCUGUGGCGGAUUGAAUAAUAGCGAGGCGUCGUCUCGUCCUUUUCCUUUAUCCUCAAGAUUGCUACACACAGUCACAGCACGGCAUAGGUUUCAGUCACACUGAACUUUUAGUACUGCGAUCGAUAGAUGAUAAUUUCUUCUGUGAAUUACUUGAUGAUUUCUUUGACCUCUGGGAUGAAGUUCUGCUCGGAGACAAAUGUGAGGUGGUAAGCAUUAUCAAAGACAAGAUAUCAUUUUGAAACCCGACGUGAAGAUCUACCCCAUUUUUAAUCCGAAAUCAUGAAGAUGCAAUGUGACCUACCCUCCCCAAUAUGGCAAAGUUCUUAUGAUGUAACAAACUAAUACGGUGGUUUUCGAACAGCUUUUUACGAAAGUGUUGGUUUGUGCUUGCUUGCGCAAGAGGUCUCGAUCAGUGUGGGACCCUUUUGGUGGA
Molecule: messenger RNA, 3890 nt
Organism: Amoebophrya sp. A25
Lineage: Eukaryota; Dinophyceae; Syndiniales; Amoebophryaceae
Source: the annotation of a GenBank genome assembly